Molecule: messenger RNA, 468 nt
Organism: Nerophis lumbriciformis (worm pipefish)
Lineage: Eukaryota; Metazoa; Chordata; Actinopteri; Syngnathiformes; Syngnathidae
Source: RefSeq, a predicted model, not a curated record
AUGACGGACCCCGGUCUCACGUCCCCCUCGGCGACCCCACUACGAUCUCCCGACGCGCCGCUCACUGUGUCCUUCCCCUUUCUGAGGGAGGGCAGUCGAGUUUGGGAGGAAAGGGGAGAGCAGCCGCUUCCGAGGGAACUCCCCAGCCCGCUGCCGACGAAACGUACUCGCACGUACUCGGCUACGGUCCGAGCUCAUUCAGGUCCGGUGUUCAAGGGCGUUUGUAAGAACUUCUCAAGAUCACAGGGACACGGUUUUAUUCGACCCAGUCAUGGCGGCGAAGACAUCUUUGUUCACAUCUCAGACAUCGAUGGGGAAUAUGUUCCCGUUGAAGGCGAUGAGGUCACGUACAAAGUGUGCAGAGUGCCCCCUAAGAACCUGAAGGUGCAGGCAGUGGAGGUGAAGAUAAUUCAUCUGAACCCCGGCACGAAACACGAGACCUGGUCCGGGCAGAUCAUCAGUUCUUAG